Messenger RNA from Paramecium sonneborni, 4879 nucleotides. The record is from the annotation of a GenBank genome assembly. Lineage: Eukaryota; Ciliophora; Oligohymenophorea; Peniculida; Parameciidae.
AUGAAAAAAACAAUUUAAAAAACUAAAAACUUUCACUACCUAUUACACUAUGAUCAAGCCAACUUGAGUGAAUCUCUUUUACAAUUCAUCCACUUCUUAUAUUUUGUACAACUUUUUAACUUAGGAAAAAAUUUUCAACCGAAUUCAGAAAUUGUGUAAAUAAUUCCUAUAUUAAUUUUAGAACUAUAUAUUCUCUUUUGAAAGGUAUAAAUAUUUUUAACUUGAUUUCAAAGAAAUAUUUUACACAUAUUCAUUUUUUAUUACUCUUUUAUAAUUUAUUUUUAGCAAUAAGCAUACUUACUGUCGUUUUGUUAAAUAUUAAACAUAAUUCAAAGAAUUGGAUAUUAUUAUUGAUUACUAUUAAUGUCACCUUAAACAUUUACCCUUAUGUAUUUUUCAUUCCUAAUCUAUGGUUAAAUAUUCAAUAAUGUUUUACCUAAAGUAUCUUUUAUUUCUUCAUUUCAUUAAUAAACAUAAUAGUUACACUUUUAAUUACUUUUAUGGUAAUCUAUUUUUAAAGAGGAGAUUGUUUAACAUAGAAUGAGAACAUUACAAAUACAAUAAUUUUGGCAAGAAUCUUACUUAAACUUGUUGAAUUUAUAACUAUUUACUUAUCAUUUUAUAAUGAUACAAUUUCAUUUAUCUUUGAAUUAAUAAUUUUAGUUUGCAUAAUCAUAUUGAAUCUAUUUAAGCUAAUAUCAAUUUCAACUAAUAAAAUUUAACUCAGUAUAUUAUUUUUAUUGUUCAAUUUUUCAUUAAUUGCAGAUUUAAGAAUGAUGGAUUAUUUAAUAAUAAGUAUAUUAAUUUUAUCCUUACAAUCAUAGAUUUAAUUUAAAGCAUAAUAAUAAGUUCUUUUUAGAUCAAAUAACAUAAUUAGUUGUUAACUAGCAGAAAAAAUAUAUAAAAAAUGCUUAUUUGACAAAUAAUCUAGAAUUCAAUUAUUGAUUUUUUAAAAUAAUCAUAGUUGUACAAAUUGUAAGACUUUUUAUGAUAUAAUUGAAUGUAUUUUGAAAAAAACUUGUAAAAAUGAAAGAGAUAAAAUAAUAUAUGCAAAUUUUAUUUCUAGAAAAUGGCCAUUUAAAGCUUUAGUGGAAUUACUGAAGGAAUAAAAUGAAGAUUUUUAUUUUUAGUCAGCAAUUUAACAUUUUAAAAAAUAAAUGAAUUUAAUUUUGAUAUUUCAAAUGACAUUAGGACAUCAUAUUAAACCUAAUUUGAAUGUGAAAAUGUAAAAAAUUAAUUUAUAUCUUUGAUUUUAUUUUUGAUAAAAUUUUGGAAUUAAACUAUCGUAAAUUAAGUUGGAAUUAAAUAAUUCUAUUAACAAGUUUAAUAAGUUGGGAAAAAGAUAGAUUAAAUUAGUUAGAAUAUUGAGAAAAUUUAUGAUUUAAAGAAUUGUAAAUUAAAAGGGAAUUAAUUGAGUGAUGUUAUUACUUUAAGAUUAUUAUAAGUUUAUUAUUGUGUUGCUAAGGUAGAUCUAAUUAAAGUAAUUUAUUUUAAUAAAAUGUUAGGCAUAAUCAAUAGAAUAUAUAAUUAAUGAUUUAUUUAGAAAUGACAAAUUUAGAUAAUUUAAUACAAUUGAUAAUAAUUAAUUAGCUACUAGUAAAUAUUGUGCUAUCAUUAGAUAGAUCUAUGCUUUUAACAACCAGUCUCAUUUACAAUAAUAAUAGAUUGAUCAAACCAAAUUAUUAACAGAUGAGCUUAUUUCUUAAUGUUUCUAUUGAAGAUGCUAAUUUUAUCAAAAAUAGUUUUUAAAUAAUGCCACUAUUCUUAUCUAAUGUACAUGAUUAGUUAAUAGAAAAUUUUAUUCAGAAAGAAUAAUCUAGAUUAUGUUAAUAAGGAUAAUAAACAUUUAUUUAAAAUCUGUAAGGAUAUAUUGUACCUUGUUAUAUUCAUAUAAUUCCAUUAUAAGGACAAAAUGAUUAUUUUAUAAAUACUAUUUUAACAAAGGAUUUAAGUUAAAAUGAUCAUAUUGUAUUUGGUAUGAAUGGAAAGCUCUAUGGUAUAACAUAAAACUUUUUUGAAUUUUCUCAUUUAUCAAUCUAAUAAGAGAAUUCAACAAAUAAACUUGUUAUUAAUGAUUUAAUUGAAAAAGGUUCUCUAGUUUAAUAUUAUAUUGAAAACAUCUUAUAUUCAAUUUAACUAUUAAAAUAAUAAAUAGAGAAAAAUUAAAAUUAUGUUAUUUAAGAAGUUUAAUCUUAAUGGUAAUAUCCAUAGAAUCAUUUGAAUUGUCUUAUCAAUACAAAUUAAUUAAUCAAAUAGGAUUACAAUAUAUCAAUUAAUCAUAUUUCUUAGAAAACUAAUUAAUAAACUUUUAAGCAAACUGAAAAGUCUGUUUAAAUAUCUGAGUUUGAUGAAUCAGGAUUAUCAAAUAAAGAAUUAAUUUUUGAUGGAGUUGAAUGGUCUAUUUUAAAUUAAAAUUAUCAUAAUUCAAUUAAAUAAAUGUUAGAUUAAUUUAGUUAGAAACAAAAUACAAAUCAAAUUUGUUUGAUUAUAAAAUAUUCUUUAACUUUUAAAAAGAUUUAAAUAGGAGAAUAAUCUUUAGGAUAUUUUGUUAUGGAAUUGAAAAAUUACCGUUAAGAAUUUACUUAAAAAACAACUUGUUAAUAUAUAAAUAUUAAUAAAACUAAAAAACAUGAAUCUAGUCCUAAAAAUAUUUCUACUUAUAGCUUUCCUUUAAGCGAAGGUAACGAAAUAAAUUCUGAAAGACCUGUAUUUGAUGAUGAUUUAGAUAAUCAAAUAAAUUAGAUUAAUUUAAAAAAUCAUUAAUUAUAUCUAAAAAAAUUAGAAAUAGAUAAAUAGAAAUUAAUUUAUAAUGAAAAUUAAAUAUCUUCUAUUAAUGUUACCAGAUAAAAAUUUUUAUCUUAUGAUUUUGAAAAUACAUCAAGAUUAUUAAAGAUACAAACUGAUCGAUAGCCUAAGAAAUAAUUGUUGACAACUAGAAUAGAACUUUAAAGUAUUAACAUAUAAUAAGAUGAUGACAUUUUGUAAGAAGUAGAAAAAGAGUUUGAUGAAAUAGCUUUCGAAAGAAAUAUGAUAUAAAAUUAAGAAUAAAAUGAGGACAAUUUUGAUGUUUGGAAGGAUUAAACUCUUAAAGAUUGUAUCUAAAUAUAGAAAAAAAAAAUUAUUAAUGAAUAAUUAAAUAAUUAAACUUUUACAAAAUAAAUAAAUACUUUAAAAGAUGCAUUCAAAUAUCUUGAAAAAAUUAACAAUUACAAUUUUAAUCUCAAACCUUUAAAAAAAUUUAAGUACUUUUAAUUUUUUGUUAUAAUCCUACUCAUAAUAAAUGUUGUUUUGGAUUCUUUAAAAGCAUAUAAUCAAUUAUUAGAAAAUGAAAAAUUUAUAAAUUAAGCAUAUGAUCAGGUUAAAUUUCAUAGAAUAUGUUCAAUUAAAUUGAAUUUACUAAUAAUAAAAUUAUUAGGAGACUUUUAAAUUAUUAAUAAAAAUUAAAUUAUAUUCUAGAUGUCAGAAAAAUAAUCCUAAAUUAUUUUUAAUUAUCACACUUAUGAUGAAUAAUAUAAAUUAAUCAAUACUUAUCAAUCAAAAAAAUAAGUAAAUGAUAAUUAUAUUAACAUUUUAUUGUAAUAAUUCAAUGAUAUUUUGAGAAAAAGUUAGGAUAAAACAAUUUUAUAACCAUUUUAAUUUACUAAGGAUACUUAAUACAUAUUCGAUUAGAUUUUUAAUAUUGCUAUGGAGGAUUUAAAUAAUUUCAAAGAUUAAUAGGUUGAUUAUAUUUCAGCCAUAAUUUUUAUUAUUCUAUAUACUCUUUUAAUAAUCUUUUAAAUCAAAUUUUUAUAUUCAAAGAAAAAGAUUAUCAUCAAAUUACUAAAAUUUGCCCAUCAAACAAGUAUAAGCAAAAUAUAAAAUUAAAUAGCAAGACUUUCAACAAUUAAAGAUACUUUUGAAAGUAAUAAUUAAAAAAAUUGGAAAUUGACUUCUUAUGUAUAAAUAAUCUCUGAAGAAGUUUAACAUGAAAAAAUUUAAAGAAAACAAAAUUGUGAUUUAGAAGGAAGUAUUGAUAAUAAAUACAUUUACUCUAAUGUAAUUGUGAUAUUUUUCUUGUUUUUGUUUGUAGCAAUGAAAUUAUUACUUUAAGAAAUUUAUUAUAAAAGGGAGUAUUUGUGUAUAUAGAACUAAUUUUUAAAACUAAAUAUUCUGAUUGAUCAUAGUCUUAUCUAUGGUAGUCUUAUGAAAACAUUUUAAGUUAUCAAAAUAGCUAAUUCUUUAGAUGCUUCGAUAAUCGAGAAUUUCAAUUAAUCAAUAUAUAUGUAAACAAAUAUUACUGAUGAUUUAAUUGAUAAAUUAAAUAGAUUGUAAGAAAUUAAUUUACUUAAUUCUUUAAUUAACAAUUAGUGUGAAUAUUAUCCAAAUAUGAUUGAAUAUUGUAAGAGUAGUAUAUAUCCAUAUAAUGAGAUGUAAUAAUUGAUAGAAAGGGGAAUAAUAAGUAUAACAAAUAAUAUUGUAAAUGUAAGAAAUACUGAAUUCAAUUAUGAAUUAACAACGAAAUAGUUUUAGAAAGUGUCUAAUGAAUUAUUAGAAUACAUAAACAGCUAAUCUUUUAUAAAUACAUUUUUAGUUUACUUCUCAGAAAGUAUAAACACCUUAGAUAAAGAAAUAGAAAAAAUAAUAUAGGUUGGACAAGAUUAAUUUCGCAAUUAUAUAUUUAUGAUAGAGUUUUAUGAGAUUGGUGUGGGAGUUAGGUAAUAAAUUUAUUUAAAACUAUUUUAGUAUGAGUUUGAUUUAUUUGUUGUUUGGAUAUUUAAUUUAAAUUUAUCAUAGAGAUGAUUUUAAAAUCAUAAUACUUUUUUUAAGAACAAUUCCAAAUGAAUAAAUGUAAUAAAAAAACAUUUUACAUUAAAUAAAGAAUAUAGUAGAAGAGAAAUGA